Molecule: messenger RNA, 2317 nt
Organism: Orbicella faveolata
Lineage: Eukaryota; Metazoa; Cnidaria; Anthozoa; Scleractinia; Merulinidae
Product: DNA damage-regulated autophagy modulator protein 2-like
Source: RefSeq, a predicted model, not a curated record
UAGCGUGGGCGAGAUAUCCGGUGGAUAGGCAACAGGAUAUGUUGGCUGGGGAAAAUUGAAUUGAGAAAUUUAAAUCUCCUAUACAUUGCGCACAAUUGAUGACAGAAAAACACAUGGCAGGCAAAGAUGUUUUCUUUUGUUCCCGCGAAAUAAAUUACCCCGUAGUUUUGUCAAUUUAUCCAAAGGGGAAUUCAAUUCAUCUGUAAAACCGUAUUAAGAGUUGGUUCUAUCCAAAUAAUUACACUUUUGUUUGAAAUGCUUGGAGCAUAUCAUGCCGCGUUGGUUGUUGACACCUGAUUUGCGAGUCGCCGCUGACGGAUUUCAAAAGAAUUAGCAUACUCGCCCACUCAAGGAGGUUUAUUUGUAAACGCGGACUUAGGCAUUGAGGGGAGGUCAAUCCUCAGUACACUCGCCAUGACUUAGCAGGUAAAUACAAAGAUUUACUGACGGAAUGAGCGAUACCGACAAGCGCGGGUUUUGUUUAAGACCCGGCCUGGGUUGUAUAGUGUUAGUAUGGAUUUUAAUAGCCACAAUCUCACUGGUCCUAUCGUACUCCAUCGCCCGUUCAACUGGACAUGUCUCACCUUUUGUUCCCGCUAUUAGCGACAUAACUUCCAAGAACCCCGAAGGAGCCAUUUUCGCCGAGUUAUUCAACGCGACCGCCGUUUUCACUCUAGUUAUGAUGGCCAUUCGGUACUACCAAGUCAAGAUGAUAAAUAGACAGGUAGAAGGCGGUGAAUCAUCACAUCUAUCUCAACUUAACAUACUCAGCGUCGUUUUCGGCGUUGGAAGUGCUUUGGGAGCGUCCUUUGUCGCUAAUUUCAGAUCCUCAGAGGUUAACAACUCUUACUCGGUUAUGCACAUAAUCGGAGCCGCACUCCUUUUUACCAGCGGUGCUGCGUAUUGUUGGGCUCAGACAUUCACAACCUAUCAACUGGCCAAGUUCAACGUCAACGACAAGUCUGUCUUCACCGCGCGCCUGGCCAUUUCAAGUAUUCUUACACUAAGUACCUUGCUGUUCUUGAUCUGCGGAGGACUGGGUUAUCACGACAAGACGCCCGACACGGUUUUAAUUGUGGGUAAUUUAGCCGAGUGGCUUGCGGCUUGGUGUUUUGGUUUGUUUGGGUUGACGUUCUUUAAAGAAUUUCAAAACCUUUCUGUAAAAGUUCAAUGCAUACCUAGAUGUAGUGGACAGAAUAGCGACGCCCUUAAAUAUUCCACUAUUCCUGUCUCUGGUCUCGAUGAAAACAUCACGGACAGCGAUUGACGAAGCAGCAAGUUUAAGGGGGCGGUAUCCGCCUACCUAAAGGAGUCAUGACAACAGCAGCAGAGAAAAUAAGAGACUUCAACUUUCUGUGUUUCCACUGUCGGUGAUACGAUAUUUCAAUUUAGGUAGAUAAUUUAAAAUAUCAUUUCCUUGAAAAUUAAUUAUCAAAGUCAUGUUAUUUAAGGUGAUUUUCAACAAAUACUUGUAAAAUUUUUUUUUUUUUCAUUCAAUUUAAUUAAUCAAUUUAACGAGACUGAUAAUAUAAAACCGAAUUGUUCUAAACACAAAUAAUUUUAGAUCCCAAAUCUAAGAUACAUAAAUCUAUUUUAUUUUUGUACGGAUCAAUAAUCGUCUUUUGUGAUAAGGCUAGAAAUUCAUUCUCUGAGACAGCUAAGAUCAACCUUUCUUUUAAGCCUCUCCAACUUGACUAAGUGAAGGUGUUCUCUAUGUUCAUUGUUGUACCGUAAUAAUUCUAUUUAGUGCCUUCUGAGCGUCCCCCUGGCCUUAAAUAUUGAAUACCUUCCUUAAUUUUAAAGUAGUCGUGCCAAAGCCACAGUACGGAGUCAAUCUUGCGUUUAUUGUUCACACAGCUUCCACAGAGGAAGUGGUGUGAGCUGAACUUUCAUGUGUAGCUGUUUUCGAGACAUCGCCGGUUUUGACUCAGGUUUUUAGAGAUGUGGAGGGAGUAUGACAAAGUUCAAACCCAACGUAUUUAUUAUUUUUCGCCCUUUCCUUGAGGCGGAAACUAAAAUUAAGGCCCAGAGGUGUUAAAUCGGAUCAUUACAGUAUCUACAGUAGACAACAUGGUAGGGUAGACUGGAGAUAUUUGUUUUGACAGAUCACUUUAUUGGUUUAGUACUGAAAUUUAUCGAAAGACUAAAUAUCUUGCCAACCCAGCAAGCGGCUAAUGUUAUCACAGACACAGAGGACAAAAGACAGUUAAUUUUAAUUUUAUCCAGACAAAAUAGUUUCAUUAUUUUGUAACACUGCUGGUGAGAUGCCUAUUCCCAUCUAAAAAUAGCUCAUUUGAAUAAAGAAUGUUUCAAAGAA